This is a messenger RNA of Malania oleifera, 636 nucleotides long. RefSeq lists its product as uncharacterized. The record is from RefSeq and is a predicted model, not a curated record. The coding region runs from base 1 to 636 and encodes 211 amino acids. The transcript is spliced from 3 exons. Lineage: Eukaryota; Viridiplantae; Streptophyta; Magnoliopsida; Santalales; Ximeniaceae.
AUGACAGAAUGUGGAGCAAACAGUUGGAUGACUCCAAUAUUGAAUUAUCUCAAAGAUGGGCGGUUACCAGAUGGUAGAAAAGAGUCAUUGAAGCUUAAAAGGGAGGUAGUUAGGUAUUGCGGCUCUCCCCUGCUGUUGAUCGUGAGUUUCUCCAGUCAACCAGCUGCGGGUACUACGACUGCUGCUGAAGUUGGUGCCGCAUCCGCUGCUACUCUUUCUCUCUCGAUUGCCUCCUGUGAGUGGCCACCCUCCUGCUCCACCAUUGCUGCUCCAGAAGCUACUGCUGCUGUCAACCACAACCAACCACCCCAAAAAUCCCCCGCAUGUGCUGCUGCUUCAGAACACUCGAGAACUAUUGCUAUUGCUCAACCCACGGCCAGCCACCAGCCACCAAAUCAACCAGCUGCGGGUGCUACAGCUGCUGCUGAAGUUGGUACCGCGUCUGCUGCUGCUUUUUCUCUCUCGGCUGCCUCCUGCGAGUGGCCACCCUCUUGCUCCACCAUUGCUGCUCCAGAAGCUGCUGCUGCUGUCAACCACAACAAACCACCCCAAAAAUCCCUUGCAUGUGCUGCUGCUUCAGAACACCCGAGAACUCCUACUGCUGCUCAACCCACGGCCAGCCACCAGCCACCCUAG